AUGUAUUAUGAACCUGAAGAAAUUAUCGAUAAUAUCGAUUAUGAUAUUAUAAGCGAUCCUAAUUCAUUAUUUAAUUCGGAAAAAUUGUAUUCAUUAUCAGAAUCUCAAAUAGUUUCUUUGCUGAAAAGAGACGAUGUCGGUCUACACGAGAUUAUAAUUUGGAUAAAUUUAUUGAAUUGGGGUAUAAAAAAUACGCCAGAGCUAGUAGAAUUAGAAGAAAAUACGUCAAGAAAAUGGACAGAAAAAGAUUUCGAGAAAUUAAAAGAGAAAUUAAAAAAUUGCAUUGAAUGGAUAAGAUUUUUUCAAUUAAGUCCACAAGAGUUUGCAGAGAUCCCUUCUACCUACAUAAAUUCAACAAUAUUGACCGGUAGACAUGCAACUAUUUUAUCUAGCUGGAUGAUUAAUGAAGAAACUUCAACUGCCAAUUUCAACUUAUUAUUCAAAGCAAGUGAAGAAGAUUUGAAUUUAAAUAAUUUUUAUGCAAAAUGUUGCAACAAAGGCCCAAUACUUUUAAUUAUAAAAUUUUAUGAUUCGGAUUACAUUGCUGGUGGCUAUAUUCCAUUAAACUAUCGUCGUAACGACAAUAAAAGAAGAUCGUCUACGAAAAAUUUAUUUUCAAAAAAGACAGGAUCUAAAAAUUCUCUAUAUGAAAAAAGUUUCAUCUUUUCGUUCAUAGAUAAAUAUCGUCCGGAAGACACGGCUGUAAUUAGCAGAGUUUUACCACAGUUUGCAAAUGAUGCUGUUUUCGAGCAUCCAGCCGGCGGACCUUGUUUUGGCACAGGUCCUGAUUUAUGGAUUAAUAUUGAUUCCAAGGAAAAAUUUGGUCAUAAUGUUCCUUCUUCUUAUGAACAUGACAUCUUAGAUUAUCAUGACAACUCUAAUAAAAUUCUUGGUUUAGGUGGUGAUUCCUUUGAAAAAAACAGAAUGGUUGAUAGAUCUUCAAAAACUAGUAAAAUAUUUGGAUUAAAUGACUCCUUCGAGAGAUCUAUAGAUAGAUCUUCAAAAGCUAGUAAGAUACUUGGUCUAAAUGAGUUUACUAUUGAUGAAACUGCAAUUUUAGAUAGGUCUUCAAAGGCUAGUAAAAUACUUGGGCUGAAUGAAACGAUCGAUGAGUCCGCAGCGCUGGGUAGGUCUUCAAAAGCCAGCAAAAUACUUGGAUUGAAUGAUAUUAGUAUUGAUGAAUCUUCAACGCUAGACAGGUCGUCGAAAGCUAGUAAAAUACUUGGAUUGAGUGAUGGUGGCAAUGAUGCAAAUAAUAACAAUAAAAAAUCUACAUCUUUGGAUAAGAGUUUUGAAUUGACCGCGGACACUAUAGUGUGUGUUAGUGAUAUUUUUACUGGUAGAUCGUGGAUAUUAGAAGUUAGCAAACCAAGUAUAAAACCUUGGUAUUUACAAGCUGAUAAUGUAAAUGAUAUGAAAUUUUGGUUGACUGAAUUAAAAUCAACAGUUGUUCAACUUAAAUACAAUUUGGUUUCGCCAGUAUCAACAACAUCAUCUGAAAUGAGUUAUUUUAAUAGACCUUUAUCUCCUCCAUCCAGGCCAAUUCAAUACUCGUCAUCAUCACCAUUAUCGCCUCCUUUGCCACCACUUCCACCAAAUCAACCCUCCAACACUGCUAACCCGUUAUCACCACAACUUAAAAAUGUACAAGAAAAAAGAAUAUUAGACAUUACGGAAAACUUUGAAGAACAUAUUAUUAAACGACCUUUACCACCUGUCGCAUUAUCACUGCCAAGAACAAGAUUUGGUCAGCCAUUAAUUUCAGAUUAUGGUUCAAUUGAUAGUCAUCACUCACUUGAUUCAGAUCAUAAAGGAAAUAGAAACACUAUUAGGCAGAGUAUACCAAUUAUAAUGCCAUCAUGGUCAAUCAAAUCAACGUCAUCAUCGACAUUAUCUUCUAUAGCGACUUCUUCAACGACCUCUUCAACGACUUCUUCAACGACUUCUUCAACUAAUAGUCCCACUACUACUGCCAAUACAGAAAGACGUAAUAAUUCAUAUAGUUGUGAUAGUUAUGUACAAAAUGCUAUUCCAAAACGUAGAACAAGCAAACAUAACACGCAUUCAUAUUCAUUGUCGUCACCCUUAUCACAAAGUUUUCCAACGAGAAUUUCAACUUUUGAUGAAAUAAUAAGAAACAAAAUGAAUUCAACAACAUCACCAAUAUCACCUUCUUCAACAUUGCUACCAUCGCCGCCAUCAUCGCCACCGCGUAAUCUAUUUUAUCAAUCAUCUAUUAUGGACACUGCGCUGAGACAAUAUUCUCAACCACUACCAUCAACAUCAAAUGCCGCUAAAUCUUUUGCUUAUUCUUCCAACUCGCCAAGUUCUGCUACCAUUAAAAGACCUCCAUCAAACAGACAACAAUCAUUGCCUUCAAUUGAUAUUACUGCUUUACCACCACCUACACGUCCACCGAAUGAUCCAUUGCCACCUGUUCCAGAUAAACCAAUGAAUUCAGGAAACCCAUUUAUUGGAGAAUAUUCGGAUGAUGAUAAUAUUGAUCCAGAUUAUGAGGAGGAAUUGGUCGCAUCACGUAGAAAAUUAGACGAUCAAGCAGAUGAUGAAAAUUAUUCCAGCAUUGAAGUAUUUUAUGAUCGUAAAACAGAUAGCAACUAUAAUAGUAAUAAUAAUGAAGUGUCGGCUUCUGGGUUGACUUUUGUUAUGGUUGAGGAAACAAAUGGUGAUGGAGAGAUAAUAUUAGAUCUUCAGGAUGUAAGCGAGCUAAAAAGUAGAGAGAUGAUGGCAACAAUGAGUAUUACAGGAAAAAAAAAGAAAAUUACUUGUGACAUUGAUGGCAAUGAUAAAUAUAAAGAAGAAAAAGAAGAUAAUAAAUUUAUUGAAAGAGUUAUUAAAGAUGAUUUUAAUAUUAAUUCAGAAAAAGUGGAUAAUAGUCGUACUACAAGAUCAUCAAUAUGA
Messenger RNA from Entrophospora candida, 2919 nucleotides. The record is from the annotation of a GenBank genome assembly. Lineage: Eukaryota; Fungi; Glomeromycota; Glomeromycetes; Entrophosporales; Entrophosporaceae.